AUGGUCCCCUUAGAUCUGCUGAAACCGUGUCUCGUCUCGUAUGGACGAACGCCUUGUACGGCUGGAUGUAAGACUCAAAUUGACCCAAACUCAUGUUUUCGACCUCAGGAUCACGGUGCUAACCACCAGCGCAGCGCCAACCUCGCCAACUUCCAAGUCCUCUUUUACCUCCCCAUCUACUUUCAAUCCAUCCACGACCAAUCCGCCAUCGCAACCGGCGUCAAUAGUCUCCCCUUUAUGGCCUACCUCGCCGUCGGCUCCAUGCUAAGCGGGUUCCUCGUUAUAAGAACGCGUCUCUUGCAACCCUAUGAACUAGUCAGUGGUCUUCUCGCGACUGUCGGUGCAGCUCUACUGUAUACCAUGGCCAUCGACUCAUCCAAAGCACGCUAUAUUGGUCCCCAGGCUAUCUUUGGGCUUGGCGUUGGGCUGGGGAACCAGGUUCCUAUCACGGCGUUGCAGAGCUUCGCUAAGCCAGAGCAUAUUGCGCCGACAACGGGAGUUAUGCUCAUGUGCAACUCUAUAAGCGGCGCGUACUUAGUAACAGCCGCGCAAUCUCUCUUCGCCAACCGCAUGGUCUCAACUCUUGCAAGCAAAUACCCCACCAUCGAUCCAAUCCAGGUCCUUGCCACUGGCGCUUCUGAAAUCACCCGCGUUCUUUAG
Molecule: messenger RNA, 660 nt
Organism: Aspergillus calidoustus
Lineage: Eukaryota; Fungi; Ascomycota; Eurotiomycetes; Eurotiales; Aspergillaceae
Source: the annotation of a GenBank genome assembly